This is a messenger RNA of Phanerochaete carnosa HHB-10118-sp, 516 nucleotides long. RefSeq lists its product as uncharacterized. The coding region runs from base 1 to 516 and encodes 171 amino acids. The transcript has 6 exons. The record is from RefSeq and is a predicted model, not a curated record. NCBI's taxonomy places the organism in Eukaryota, Fungi, Basidiomycota, Agaricomycetes, Polyporales, Phanerochaetaceae.
AUGGAUGGCAACACUGCCCGUCAGAUCCUGAUCCUUGGAGCACAGAGAGAUCACGAAGCCAGUGCAAUCGCUGCGAUUGUAUGGAUGACAUGGGACACACUCAUCAAUUUGGGAGACGAGAUCGAUUAUCUUUGGACAGGUCACGCCAAGUGGGUGCAAUGGAUCUAUGCAUUCAUUCGUUAUGCGCCUAUAAUACACGGAGGUGUCGUACUUAGUCACUACAACACGACAGGCAAUUCCCCGUCAAGAUGCAGGGCUCUCAUCGCAUACGAGCUCUCAUUCCUCGAGCUUCUCACUAUUGCCGUUGAGAUCAUUCUGGUCAUCAGAGUCUUCGUGUUGUACAAGCAGAACAGAGUGCUGAAGGCCUUCAUCAUAAUCGCCUUCGCUGCAGAGAUCAUCUGCAUGAUGGUCUUCAUCAGCUUCGUCAUCAAGGGACAGACAUUCACGUCCGACUGCCUUGCCGCGACGUCACCUCGAAUAUUCAUCGGCUACUGGUCAGUCAUGUCUUCCCUGUAA